AUGUCUGGUAAGAACGUUGUGUUGAUUGAUAACUACGAUUCCUUUACUUGGAACGUAUACGAAUAUAUCUGCCAAGAAGGUGCAAACGUUAAAGUUUUCCGCAAUGACAAGAUUACAGUAGAAGAAAUUAACGAUUUAAACCCGGAUGUCCUCGUUAUUUCUCCAGGGCCAGGCCAUCCAACCACUGAUUCAGGUGUUUCAAGAGAUGCAAUCAGGUUCUUUGCCGGUAAGAUCCCAAUCUUCGGUAUUUGUAUGGGUCAGCAAUGUAUGUUCGAAGUGUUUGGAGGUGAAGUCUCUUACGCCGGCGAAAUCGUCCAUGGUAAAACUUCUCCUAUAUUCCAUGACAACAAGGGCUUCUUUAAAGGUGUGCCUCAAGGUGUCGCAGUCACGAGGUACCAUUCCUUGGCAGGUACUGAAGAAUCUCUUCCUGAUGAAUUAGAAGUUUCAGCAAGAACUGAGAAUGGUAUCAUCAUGGGUAUUAGACACAAGGUUUACACUAUUGAAGGUGUACAAUUCCAUCCAGAGUCUAUAUUAACUGAGGAAGGUCAUCUAAUGAUAAAAAAUAUUUUAAAUAUUACCGGUGGUACUUGGGCUGAAAAUGUCAGUAAAAAAACUAAAGAAUCCAUAUUAGAUCGUAUCUACGCUCAAAGAAAAACUGAUGUCUCUAAGCAAAUGGAAAUUCCAGGUUUUACUGCCUCUGACCUCGAAGCAAAUUUUAAAUUAGGCUUGGCACCAAAGAUUCAAAACUUUUAUGAAAGAUUACAGCUAAAUAAAGGUUCAAAGAGGGCUGCUGUUCUUGCUGAAGUCAAACGUGCGUCGCCUUCAAAGGGUGAUAUUUGUAUAGAUGCUAUUGCAGCAGAACAAGCUCUGAAAUAUGCUAAAGCAGGUGCAUCUGCUAUCUCUGUCUUAACCGAACCACAUUGGUUUAAAGGUACUUUACAAGAUUUAAUUAAUGUCAGAAAAAUACUGGACCUAGAAUAUCAAUCAAAUCCAUCUGAAAGGCCAUGUGUACUAAGAAAAGAGUUUAUUUUCUGCAAAUAUCAAAUCUUAGAGGCAAGAUUAGCAGGAGCUGAUACUGUAUUAUUGAUUGUUAAGAUGUUAAGUCAGGAACAAUUAAUUGAAUUAUACAAUUAUACUAUUAAUGUAAUGGGAAUGGUGCCAUUAGUUGAAGUUAACUCUAAAGAAGAGUUGCAUCGUGCUUUAGAAGUUGGUGCAAAGGUUAUUGGUGUAAAUAACAGAGAUUUACAUUCAUUCAAUGUUGAUCUAAAUACAACGAGUAAACUUAUCGAUUCAGCUCCUGAAGGUACAUUGUUGAUUGCUUUAUCUGGUAUUACUAGUGCCAGUGACGCUUCUAACUAUAAGGAAGAAGGAGUUCAUGGAUUUCUUGUUGGAGAAGCUUUAAUGAAAUCAAGUAAUGUUAAACAAUUUAUUCAUGACUUAUGUGAAUAG
Molecule: messenger RNA, 1449 nt
Organism: Kazachstania africana CBS 2517
Lineage: Eukaryota; Fungi; Ascomycota; Saccharomycetes; Saccharomycetales; Saccharomycetaceae
Gene: TRP3
Product: bifunctional anthranilate synthase/indole-3-glycerol-phosphate synthase
Exons: 1
Coding region: 1-1449 (482 amino acids)
Biological process (GO): L-tryptophan biosynthetic process
Cellular component (GO): cytosol
Molecular function (GO): indole-3-glycerol-phosphate synthase activity
Source: RefSeq, a predicted model, not a curated record